Messenger RNA from Anneissia japonica, 1115 nucleotides. Its product is annotated as QRFP-like peptide receptor. The record is from RefSeq and is a predicted model, not a curated record. Gene Ontology annotation, molecular function: G protein-coupled receptor activity. Lineage: Eukaryota; Metazoa; Echinodermata; Crinoidea; Comatulida; Comatulidae. The transcript has 5 exons. Gene Ontology annotation, biological process: G protein-coupled receptor signaling pathway. Gene Ontology annotation, cellular component: plasma membrane. The coding region runs from base 72 to 1061 and encodes 329 amino acids.
UGCUGUAGCAGGGAAAACAAGAAACGCGUGUUUUCGUUGUGAAGAGUAAGGAACGAAACUUAAGGAACACUAUGUAUAAGAUUUGUCACUUCCACUUUUCUCUAUAUUACAUGAACACACCUGGAUGGCUGCAUCAUCCGUUUACUUGUAUCUACAUUGUUCUAUUUAUAAUUGGAUGUACGGGAAAUUUCGCUGUUAUUUUUCUUAUUCGUCGAUGUAGACAGUUACGAGGUGCACCCAUCAUUUUUUUGGUCAACCUUGCAGUAGUCGAUAUUUUAGUUUGUCUAACGUAUUUCCCAUUAUAUAUAUAUCUUAGUCUAACACAGUCGUCAAUGUUUCUUUUAAAUUUUCAUAAUAAUAAUGUCUGUAUAGCUGCAAUAUUCUGGGAAUUCCAGUCACAAUUAUGUUCAGCCUUGACAAUCGCAUCUAUUAAUUUUGAGAGAUGUUACGUUUUGAAAUACCCACUCAGAGUUCGCACUGUCAUCACUUUCAAAAGAAAACUAUUAUUUACAGCCGGUAUCUGGGUGAUUUCAAUCUUGUGUUCAAUUCAUCUUUUAUGUUCUUAUCCAUUCUUUACAGUUAGUGAUAUUGACGAGUUUGACAUGUGGCAACCUACAACACAAUAUAUAUUUCCGGCAGUCAUCGUUGUAGUAUCUUGCAUCAUUACAGCUGUAACACUUAUUAAAAGAAUACACAGUAAUCGUUUACAGGAGUCCAAUCAAAGUAACGUGUCCACAGGAAAUUCUCUCAGAAAUCCAAAAAAGGCUCUAAAAACGGUGAUCAUCGUGGCUGUUGUCUUUCUGUGCAUGACGUCACCGAGUGCAAUUUCUCGUUUUUGGAUUAUACACUUUGGAGGGUACUAUUUUUCCACGUUAACCUGGUUCUUUUUUGCUAAUCUACUUAGAGUAUCUAAUAGCUGCGUUAAUCCAUUUAUUUAUGCACUCAUGUCCAGUAGUUUUCGAUCGGCCAUCAACUCAACAUUUUGCUGUAAAUCAGAUUCGACAAACAGGCAAAAUUUAAAUUUUAACUCUAGAAGUAGACCGUUGCAAAACAUAGUUUAGAAACAAUGAUAAACUAGGCCAAGAGUAAUCUUCAUUAAAUAAGGCUGCAUUCAC